This is a messenger RNA of Girardinichthys multiradiatus, 13690 nucleotides long. RefSeq names its product dynein, axonemal, heavy chain 2 (gene dnah2). Lineage: Eukaryota; Metazoa; Chordata; Actinopteri; Cyprinodontiformes; Goodeidae. Bases 250 to 13584 code for a protein of 4444 amino acids. Gene Ontology annotation, molecular function: dynein light intermediate chain binding; dynein intermediate chain binding; minus-end-directed microtubule motor activity. Gene Ontology annotation, biological process: microtubule-based movement. Gene Ontology annotation, cellular component: dynein complex. The record is from RefSeq and is a predicted model, not a curated record. The transcript is spliced from 87 exons.
UUUUUUACCGUUUAUGAGAAGAGGCGAAAUCUAACUUCAUAAAGUGCAGAAAGCUGGAAAUAUUAGACGUUACUUUUAAACCACCGAACGUUUAUGUUCCCUGACCAUUCUUUUAAGCUAACCAUAAUUUAUUAGCGGCACUCGAUAAAUUCUAAAUAGUACCAAAAAGAAAAACGCCGAUAGAAACUGUAGUGUUAUAAUAGUCAUAACUUCAACAGAAAAACUCUUAAUAAGCCACGGAGGAACAAGAUGGAAGAGGAUCACAUUAACAGCAUCCGUCAGAUGCUCAUCAGCUGUGUGUCUAUUUCUGGAGUAACUGAGGACUCAUGGACAGAGGACAAUAUGAAGACCCUGGAUCAGUUUGUUGUGGAUACUUCUAUCCCAUGCGUGGUGGUCUUCAUGCACAGAUCAAACGGGCUUCAGGUGGACUACAAAACCCCUCUACCUGGGGAAGUGGUUGAGGGGCUGUGCUACAUCAGCCGUGUGCCAGGAGCCAUAAUCACAGAGGAAACCUUCGAUGCAGCCGUACAGUUUGACACGGUGAGGGGGGAACCCCUCCAGAGGCUGCUUCAGGACAUGACCUGCUUGCAUGCCCCCCAAGUUGCCCUCAGCACUUACAAAAAGACAAAUAAGGAUGAAUAUACUAGGGACAUGCAUUGGUUUAUUGCUGGCCUUACUGAUGACUUGUAUAAGAAGGCAGGAAACACGGUUCUGUACAUCCCAGUGGAAGCCCUGCAGCGCUCUGCUGAGGAGACCAGCAAAGACAAGAAGCUGGUGCAGAGACUUGAGACAAUAAUGAUCCACUGGAGCGAUCAGAUCAAAGAGCUACUGAACGUCCAAGAGACCAUGGACACCAGGGACAACUGCGGCCCGCUGCAGGAGAUCGCGUUCUGGAAGAGUCUCUCCACGAAGCUGUCGGAGAUUAGCAAGCAGCUUCUGAAGACGGAGAUCCAGGACAUCCAGAAGAUCCUCCAGCUUGCCAAGUCCUUAUACCUAAAGCGCUUUCAUGAGCUCGCCACAGAAAUACAGGAAUGUUCCCUGCAGGCGGAGUCAAACCUGACCUUCCUGUCCUUACUUAAGAAGCCCUGUGAAGAGCUUUCCCAGCUCAAGCCGAGACAAAUUGCUUCAAAGCUGCGACACAUCGUUGUUGCCAUUCGAACCAUCUGGAACAACUCGCCCCACUACAACAGCAGCGAGAGAAUCACUGGGCUCUUCUGUCAGAUGAGUAAUGAGAUCAUCCGCCUGUGCAGCCAAAGCAUCUCCCUGGACGGGAUCUUCGAGGGCCAUUUGUCAUCCAGCAGGCGAGUCCUCGACGACUGCAUCCAGUGCUGCCUGUCCUGGAAAGAAACUUACCUGCAUGUCUCACAGCUUCAUCACAAGUAUUCUGAGAAAGCCUGGUUCCUGGACCAAGCAAGGUUUUUGGUGGGGAUUGAUGCCUUCAUUAUGAGGCUCAGAAAUCUGCUUGAGGUCUGUGACUGCCAGCACCAGUUCGCCCGUUGGGAGGACGGUCAACAGAGAGACAUGCCAUGCUUCAGAGGCAGCACAGGACCAGAGCUGACCCGCAAGCUGCAGAAGAUAGAGGCCAGCUUCCAGGGUAGACUGCAGAACCUGCGCUCCUUUGGCAAGGGGGUCCUGGAUGUCAAAAAUCCAACCUGGAAUGAGGAAUUCAACAGGUUUUGUACAUUGGUGAAGGAUCUGGAAAUGAUGACGCAGGAGCUGAUCAGCUUAGCUUUUAGGACCGUGAGCACAGUUCAGGAAGGAGUCAGGCUUCUGGACAUUUUCAGUCCAAUGUCAACACGCAAGGCCAUAAAGUGCUCAAUGGAGGAGAAGUCAGAGGAAGUGUACAACAUCUUUAGCAAAGAGCUCAAAAUGGUGAACAAGGUCCUAAACUGGAUGGAGUGGUCCUCUCCUGAUCACGUUCCACAGAUUGUGGGACAAGUCAUGUGGGCCAAGUCCCUCAGGCAUCGCUUAGAGAAUUCCAUGGAGAUCCUUCAGAAGUGCCCCUUUAUGCCGGAAUCUCCAAGCCGCAGGGAUAUAUUUUUUACCUUUGGCCAGACGGUCCAGCUCUUGGAUGAGAUUGUGAGGAAAAACUUCUUUGACUGGACCCAGAACUUGGAUGGACAGUACUUGAAGAAACUGCAGCAGCCUCUCCUGGUUCGCUGCAAGAACGCUCCCUUCAGGGUGGAUAUCAACUUCGACAAAGACCUUUCGAGACUGUUUUCUGAGAUCUGGUACUGGGAACGAAUGAAGUUCGAGAUCCCACAGAUUGUGUCUGACUUGUACCAGAGCAAGGCGGAGAUCCAGUUCCUGAUGGAAAGAGUGCUGCUGCUCACCAGAAACUACAACAGGAUUGUUGGAAUGCUGUCCCCGGACGAGCUGGGUAUGUUCCGGCAACGGGUCCGUUUCAUUGACAGGAAGAUGGAGCCCGGCAUGACCAAGCUUCUGUGGUUGUCUCACGGUGCUUCUAACCACUUCAUCAACGAUUGCCUCCUCCACGUCGACAAGGCUCAGUCACUGGUUGAUGGUUACAAAUUCUCCAAUCUGUCCAUCUCCAACCUUUGUAGGAAGAUUAGUGAAACGUUGCUGGUUAAAAUAGAUGGGAAGACCGUGUACAGAAACCUGGAGUUUGAGGAUGACCAGGAGUCUCACCAGCAGAGCCGUCUCCAAACGCUGCGCUCAACACACCUGGAAAUCGUUCAUAUCAUGACUCAGAUUCACAGCAUCUUUGCCAAGGAUGGAGCUGAGGUCCAGGAGCAUUGGGUGGCAUAUACAGAGAAGGUGGACCGUAUAGUCGAGGAGGCGUUUCGGUGUAACAUCAGGGACUCCAUGAAGAAGCUAUGCACAGCCAUCACUGGGGAUAACAAGACAUCUCCCAACCCACUGUUCAAAGUCCUUGUGGUUCUGCAGCGGACGUGUCCUCAAGGCAUCCCAAAGCUGGGGUUCUCGCCGACUCUGGAGAAGCUCGAACAGAUUGUGAACAUUUUGCCUCAGCUCAUCGGUAUCAUCUCAGAAUUUAAACGUCUCCCUGAGAUUCUCUCCUGCAAAGAGUCUCAGGCCAACCCUAUACACGUCAAAAUAGGGCAAGACGAGCGGAUUAAAAAGACCCAGGCUGCAGUUACAGCGGGGAUGUCAGCCAAUGCCAGACAACUGAAAGACUAUUUGAAGAGCUGGAACCAAUACAGGCACAUCUGGCAGAAUAACAAAGACUACAUCAUGCAAAAGUACAAGACAGCCAACAAAUCCGUAUCUGCUUUUGACGCAGAUAUACAAAGAUACUCUGAGAACGCCAGCAGUAUUCAACAGGAAGAGACGGUCUUCACCAUACAGUUUGUGAUGUUGGACUGCUCGCCGCUCAAGUCCUCCCUGGUGCAGGACUGCGGCGUGUGGCAGAAAAUGUUAAAACAGCUUCUCAGUCAGAUGGCAAGCAGCUGUCUACAAGAACUUUAUGCCUCAAUGCAAAAUAACGCCGACAGGCUAAUGAAACCUCCCCAGACACUGGAUGAGCUUAGCGACAGCCUCACUCUUUUGGAGACCCUCAAGGGCGAUUUGGCAAACAAUGAAGCUCAGAUUACUCUUAUCCAUGAACGGUUCGCCAUCCUCGACAAAUACGAAGUCCCUGUGGAAAGUACCGUUCAGGCCAUGCGUGAGGCGCUCAAUGAGAAGUGGGUUUGGUUUCAGCAGGUGUUGAUCCUCAGUGACAAAAGGCAGCAGAAAGACAAGGAGAAGUUUAAAAACAACCUUUUCCUCUCCUUUGAGGAACUUAAGAACAAAGUUGACGCUGCUGCGCAGGAGUUCAGCAUCAAAGGUCCCUUUCAGAGUACCUUAAGGUCCGAUCUGGCCUUGAGACAAAUAGAGGAACAUCGUGUCCAACUGGAGGCUCUAAAACAGGAGCAAAACGACAUCUUCAGUGGGCUGGCCUUCUUCAGAAUCAAACAACCUCCCUGUAAAAUGAUCUGGAUGAUGGACAAGGACAUGGAUCAGCUCCAACAGGUCUGGGAAAUUUCUCAGGAUUGUGAUGAAAACUGGAACAACUGGAGGUCCGUUCAUCUGACAAAGCUGCAGACACAGAGCAUGGAGAGCAAAACACAGGACAUGUUCAGGAAACUCCACGUCCUUCAGAGAGAUCUCAAGAAUAAAGAAUGGGAGAUAGUUCAUUUCUCCAAGAUGAAGAUCGAACAGUUCAUGCAGAUCAUCCCUGUCAUUACUGACCUGAGGAAUCCAGCCAUGAGAGACAGACACUGGAGGCAGAUCUAUGAGGAGCUAGAGCGCUCAUUUGACCACUCCAGCGCUGACUUCACCCUGGAGACGAUCAUCUCUCUGAAAAUGGAUCAUUACGCUGGGUCAAUAUGUGAGAUCUCUGGAGCUGCCAGCAAGGAGCUCUCCAUAGAACAGGGUUUGGAGGGCAUUAAGAAAACGUGGGAAGAAAUAUUCCUGGACAUCACACCGUACAAAGAGGAGGGCCUUUUCCGGCUGAGGGGAACUGGAGACCUUUUCCAGACGCUGGACGACAGCCAGGUGAUUUUGUCCACAAUGAGGGCAUCCUGCUUCGUUAAAGCCUUCGAGCGAGAGGUGGACCAGUGGGAACAGCAGCUGUCCCACAUGCUGGACGUCAUUGAGAUGAUCCUCACCGUGCAGCGAAACUGGAUUUACUUGGAGAACAUUUUCCAAGGAAAGGACAUCAGCGAUCAGCUUCCUAACGAGUGCAAAGAGUUCGCAGGCAUCAGUGACAAUUGGAAAACCAUAAUCGGCCGUCUCCACAAGAACAAGAAUGCCUUGCAAGGAACACGCCAUCCUGGCUUGCUAGAGAAUCUGUCCAACAUGAGCACCAAGCUAGAAGAAAUCCUGAAGGCCUUGGAUGUGUAUCUGGAGAACAAGAGGCAGAUCUUCCCAAGGUUUUAUUUCCUGUCAAAUGACGACAUGCUGGAGAUCCUGGGACAGUCCCAGAACCCUGAAGCCAUGCAGCCUCACAUGAAGAAGUGUUUCGACAACAUCAAGAGCCUCCAGCUUGACAAGAGAUUGAACAAACAAAAAGCCAAUGGGAUGUAUUCAUCUGACGGGGAGUUCAUUGCAUUCACCAGACCAAUUCAACUGGACAUACCAGUGGAGAGUUGGCUGUGUGAUAUUGAGAAGAACAUGCAGAGUACCCUGAAGGCAUAUCUGAACGACUGUCUGGUCGAUAUGAGGAAGAUCACAGGAUCAAGAGACAAAUGGGUCAAAGAGUGGCCAGGACAGCUGAUUAUUACAGCGAGUCAGAUCAAGUGGACGUCUGAUGUCACCAGAUCUCUCAUCAUCAACAAGGAGAGAGAGGACAAAUCCUCCCUAAACUCACUAAAGAAGAAACAGGUCUCUAUGCUUCAAAGCUAUUCAGAGAUGAUUCACGCCGACCUGCCAAAACUCCUACGUCUGAAGGUGGUGGCGCUCAUCACAGUGGAAGUCCAUGCUCGGGAUGUUAUCGAUAAGCUAGCCAAGACCGGCUGCAGUGAUGUCGACGCGUUUGAGUGGUUCUGCCAGUUGCGACUGUACUGGGAAAAGGACAAAGCUGAAGUGUAUGACUGCAUCAUCCGGCAGACCAACACGCAGUUUAAAUACGGCUACGAGUACCUGGGAAACUCUGGGAGGCUGGUCAUCACUCCGCUCACUGACAGGUGUUACAUGACUCUGACCACGGCGCUCCGUCUCCACCGGGGGGGCUCUCCUAAAGGCCCAGCUGGCACAGGGAAGACGGAGACUGUUAAGGACCUGGGCAAAUCCUUGGGAAUGUUUGUCAUUGUUGUGAACUGCUCUGAAGGCCUGGAUUACAAAUCAAUGGGACGCAUGUUCUCCGGCCUGGCCCAGACAGGAGCAUGGGGAUGCUUCAAUGAGUUCCACCGCAUCAACACUGAGGUGCUUUCAGUGGUCGCCCAGCAGAUCCUUUCCAUCCUGUCUGCCCUCUCAGCUGGGAAGUCUCCGUUCCAGUUCGAAGGGCAGAAGAUCCGGCUGCUUCCAUCAUGCGGCAUCUUCAUCACCAUGAAUCCUGGGUAUGCUGGUCACACCGAGCUUCCUGACAACCUCAAGUCCAUGUUCAGACCUAUCUCCAUGGUGGUGCCAGACUCUACUCUGAUCGCUGAAAUCCUGCUGUUUGGAGAAGGCUUUAGCAACUGUAAGCUACUGGCUAAGAAGGUGUUCACACUGUACUCCCUGGCAGUGCAACAGCUGUCCCAACAGGAUCAUUAUGAUUUUGGUCUUCGUGCUCUCACCUCUUUGCUUCACUAUGCUGGAAAGAAACGCCGCCUUUCCCCCAGCAUUGUGGAUGAGGAAAUCCUUUUGAUGGCUAUGAAGGACAUGAAUAUUGCUAAGCUGACCUCUGCAGAUCUUCCGUUGUUUAAUGGGAUCAUCCAGGACUUAUUCCCUGCUGUGGACACACCUGUCAUAGAGUACGGCAAGUUGAAGGAAGCUAUUGAGAUGGAGCUUCAGCGGAGUUGUUUGCAGGUGACUCCGUUUACGGUGACUAAAGUCAUUCAGCUUUACGAGACCAAAAACUCCCUACACUCCUCCAUGCUUGUUGGCAAGACGGGCAGCGCCAAGAGUGUUACCUGGAGGACCCUGCAGCAGGCCCUCACAGCUCUGAACCAGAAAGGAGAGCCUGGCUUUAACCAGGUUCAGGCCUAUCCUCUGAAUCCAAAGUCGAUGAGUCUUGGAGAGCUGUACGGAAAAUAUGACCUUCCUACUAACGAGUGGACCGACGGAGUGCUGUCCUCGCUCAUGAGAUCAGCCUGUGCAGAUGAGAAGCCAGAUGAGAAGUGGAUUGUGUUCGACGGGCCUGUGGACGCUCUGUGGAUUGAGAGUAUGAACUCUGUCAUGGAUGACAACAAGGUGCUCACUCUCAUAAAAGGAGAGAGAAUCUCGAUGCCUGAGGAGGUGUCUCUUCUGUUUGAAGUGGAGAACCUGGCAAUGGCCUCUCCAGCUACCGUAUCCCGUUGUGGAAUGGUCUACAACGACUACGUUGACCUUGGAUGGAAGCCAUUUGUGCAGUCCUGGCUGGAAAAGCGACACAAAGCUGAAGUGGAACAUUUGAAAAAUGCGUUUGAUAAAUUUUUGGAGCCCACAUUAAACUUUAAGAAGACCCACUGUAAGGAGUUGAUCUGCAUUACUGAGCUCAAUGGUGUUGCGUCUCUCUGCCGCCUCUAUGACUCCCUGGCUACACCCAUCAACGGGGUGAAUGCCUCAGAUACAGAGAACUUGGGUAGGGUGGUGGAGCUCUGGUUCACCUUCAGCCUCAUCUGGUCCAUCUGUGCCUCCGUAGAUGAGGACGGACGCAAGAAGGUGGACAAUCUCCUACGAUCGAUAGACAUCACCUUCCCGGUCAAGGAGACGGUUUAUGAGUACUAUGUGGACCCAAAGCAUAAAUCCUGGGUUCCUUUUGAAGAUCAGCUUCCAAAAAGCUGGCACUACAAUGCUUCCGCUCCAUUCCAUAAGAUUAUGGUUCCUACGGUGGACACAGUUCGCUAUAACCUGCUGGUUCAGGCUUUGGUGUUAAAUCAGCACCCAGUGUUGCUCACUGGACCUGUGGGCACUGGAAAAACCUCUGUGGCCCAGAAUGUCCUCCAGGGGUUGGACAAAAAGUGGACUUCUCUCACUAUCAACAUGUCUGCUCAGAUGACCUCCAACAACAUCCAGGCCAUCAUAGAGAGCCGAACAGAGAAGAGAACCAAAGGCGUGUUUUUCCCGGCAGGCGGGAAGCAGAUGCUGUGUUUCCUGGAUGACCUCAACAUGCCGGCCCACGACCUGUUUGGCUCGCAGCCUCCGCUGGAGCUGAUGCGCUUUUGGAUCGACUAUGGCUUCUGGUACGACUGCCAGAAGCAGACCCCAAAGUAUGUCAAGGACAUGUUCUUGCUGGCAUCCAUGGGACCUCCUGGUGGAGGAAGGACUCAGAUCUCGGCUCGAUUUCAAAGUACUUUCAACCUCAUCAAUAUGACCUUUCCAAAUGAGUCCCAGAUCAAGAGCAUUUUCGGAACCAUGAUCAACCAGAAGCUGCUGCUCUUCAAUGAGGAGGUGAAGCUUGUAGGAGAGACUGUGACUCAGGCCACUUUAGAACUGUAUAAUGCUGUCUCUGCGGAGUUUCUACCCACCCCAGCCAAGAUACACUACCUCUUCAACCUCAGAGACAUCUCCAAGGUUUUUCAGGGUCUGCUAAGAGCUCACCCGGACUACCAGGAUACACAGAAUGACAUGACCAGACUGUGGAUCCAUGAGUGCUUCAGGGUGUUCUCGGAUCGACUCGUAAACCAAAGUGACAUGAAUACCUUCAUUGCUCUCCUGGAGGAAAAACUGGCCUCACUCUUCAAUAUCACGUUCCACUGCAUCUGUCCAAACAAGCAGCCACCAAUAUUUGGUGAUUUUAUGAAUGACUCUUCUGCAUAUGAAGACAUUGUGGACGUGAAGAAUCUGAAGAAGUUCAUGGAAACGCAGCUAGAUGAUUACAACUUGACACCUGGAGUUGUUCCCAUGAGCCUCGUGCUCUUCAGAGACGCCAUCCAACACAUAACCCGUGUUGUACGUGUGAUCAGCCAGCUGAGGGGUAACAUGCUACUGAUUGGUAUUGGGGGCUCCGGUAGACAGAGUCUCUCUACGAUGGCUGCCUUCAUCUGUGAGUACCAGGUUUUCCAAGUGGAGGUGACCAAACAGUACCGCAAGCAGGAGUUCAGAGAAGACAUCAAGAAGCUCUACCAUUUGGCCGGCGUGGACAACAAGCCCACAAUGUUUCUCUUCAAUGACACGCAGAUUGUAGACGAAUCUUUCCUGGAGGACAUCAACAACAUCCUGAGCUCUGGAGAGGUGCCAAACCUCUACAAGCAAGAUGAGUUUGUCGAGGUGUGUAAUGCCCUGUCAGAGUUUGCCAGGAAAGACAAGGUGGCGGAGACCCGUGACUCGUUGUUCAGCUACCUGAUCGAGCGGGUCAGGAACAACCUGCACAUAGUUUUCUGCAUGAGCCCGGUGGGGGAACUUUUCAGAAACCGCAUCCUGCAAUACCCAGCGAUAGUAAGCUGCACCACCAUUGACUGGUUUUCUGAAUGGCCCAAAGAUGCCCUGCUGGAGGUAGCUGAGAGGUACUUGGAUGGACUGGAUCUAGGCUCUCUGGAGGGGAUCCACAGGAAGGUCGCCAGCAUCUUUGUGACCACUCACCAGUCUGUGGCACAGGUCUCCCAGAGAAUGAAGGUGGAGCUUAAGAGAAAUAAUUAUGUAACCCCCACCAACUACCUGGAGCUGGUAUCUGGAUACAAGAAGCUGUUGACGGAAAAGCGGAGAGAGUUGGGGGAGCAGGUGAGCAAGCUGCGAAAUGGCCUUUUUAAAAUCAGUGACACAUGGGAGAAGGUGGAGGCCAUGACUCUGGACCUGGAGGAGGCCAAGAAGCAGGUGGUGGAGUUCCAGAAACAGUGUGACCAGUACUUAUCCAGCAUUUUAAAACAAAAGGGUGAGGCUGAUGAACAGCAGAGGAGGGUCAGUGAGAAUAGUAAAAAAAUCCGGGCAGAGGAGUUGCAGUGUAAAGCCAUGGCUGAAAAUGCUCAGAUGGAACUGGACAAGGCCCUGCCCGCUCUCGAAGAGGCCCUGAAGGCCCUGGAGUCUCUGAAUAAGAAGGACAUGACAGAGAUCAAGUCUUAUGGACGUCCUCCAGCACUGGUGGAGACCGUGAUGAACGCUGUCAUGACACUUCUUGGCAAAGAGCCGACCUGGGCAGAAGCCAAGCGACAGCUUGGUGAACCCAACUUCAUUAAAACAUUGAUCAACUUUGACAAGGAUAAUAUAUCGGACCGUGUUUUGAAGAGGAUCGGCCAGUACUGCCGGCAGGGGGACUUUCAGCCAGAGAUCAUCGGGAAAGUGUCACUAGCUGCCAAGUCCCUCUGCAUGUGGGUCAGAGUCAUGGAGGUGUAUGGACGUAUCUACCGAGAUGUCGAGCCAAAGCGGGCGCAGCUGAAUGCUGCAACCUGCCAGUUAGCAGAAAAAGAAGCUGCACUGGCUGAUGCUCAGAAAAAACUACAAGAGGUGGCGGAGAAGCUGAAUGAGCUGCAAAAGCAACACGCCGAGAAGCUAGCCAUGAAAGAGAGCUUGAGAAAGAAAUCUCACGAGAUGGAGGUGAAACUGGACCGAGCUGACAAACUGGUGACGGGACUGGCUGGGGAAAGGGUCCGCUGGGAGGAGAGAGUUACUGGGCUUGAGGAGAACAUGGGAUACCUUGUUGGAGACUGCUUGCUUGCUGCUUCGUUCAUGUCCUACAUGGGGCCCUUCCUGUCCAAUUACAGAGACGAGCUGCUCGCCAUCUGGAUGAAGGAGGUUCUGGGUUCACAGAUCCAAUGUGCCCCAGGAUUCAGUUUUGCUGAAUUUCUGUCCAAACCAACAGUGGUGAGAAACUGGAAUGUUCAGGGGCUGCUUUCUGACGCGUUCUCCACUGAGAACGGGCUCAUCAUCACCCGUGGGAACAGAUGGCCACUGAUAGUGGACCCUCAGGGCCAGGCUCUGAAGUGGAUCAAAAAUAUGGAAAUGGAAAGGGGUCUAAAACUAAUAGACUUUCAGAUGCCAGACUACCUGCGGGUGCUAGAAAAUGCCAUCCAGUUUGGAAAUCCUGUUUUGCUGCAGAACGUCCAGGAGGAACUGGAUCCCUUUCUCAACCCUGUUCUCAAUAAGUCCCUGACAUGUAUAGGCGGAAGGCUGUUGUUGAAGCUGGUUGACAAGGAGGUGGAAUAUAAUCCUGAGUUCAGAUUCUACAUCACCACCAAGUUGUCUAACCCACACUACACACCAGAGAUUUCUUCAAAGACCACUGUAGUUAACUUUGCUGUCAAGGAGCAGGGUCUGGAAGCUCAGCUGCUGGGAAUUGUGGUGCGUAAGGAGCGUCCAGAACUGGAGCAGCAGAAGGAAUCCUUGGUGAUCAGCAUUGCUGCUGGCAAGAAAGGCCUGCAGGACCUGGAGGAUGAGAUCCUCAAGCUGCUGAACGAGGCCAGUGGCUCUUUGCUGGAUGACGUGCAGCUGGUAAACACCCUGCAGGCUUCCAAAGUGACAGCCAGCAAGGUUUCAAAUCAGCUGGAGAGCAGCGAGCAGACCGAGCUGAAGAUCGACUCAGCCAGAGAGGCCUACCGUCCAUGUGCUCAACGAGCCUCUAUUCUUUACUUCAUCCUGAACGACAUGGGCCUCAUUGACCCCAUGUACCAGUUUUCUCUGGACGCCUAUAUUAACCUGUUCAUCCUCAGCAUAGCAAAGAGCAGGCAGACCUACAACUUGAAGCUUGAGGACCGGAUUAACAACCUCAAUGACUACCACACAUAUGCCGUGUACAGGUAUACCUGUCGGGGUCUCUUUGAGGCUCACAAGCUUCUCUUCAGCCUCCAGAUGUGUGUCAAAAUCCUGGAAGCGGCCGGCAAACUCAACAUGGACGAGUACAACUUCUUUCUUCGAGGAGGAGUUGUUAUUGAUAAGGAUGAUCAGAUGGAUAAUCCGUUUCCCAGCUGGUUGUCAGACUCCAGCUGGGACAACAUCACAGAGCUGGAUAAGUUGCCCAUGUUCCAUGGCAUCGUGGCCUCCUUUGAACACUAUCCUCGAGACUGGAACCUCUGGUUUACCAACCCUGAGCCAGAGAACGCGCCACUUCCAGGUGAUUUGGAGCACAGCUUCAAUGAGCUCCAGAAGAUGCUAAUAGUGCGUUCUCUACGCCAAGACCGCGUGUCUUUCUGCAUCACCUCCUUCAUUGUUCACUAUCUGGGCCCACGCUUUGUGGAGGCACCUGUUCUCGACAUGAAGGCGGUGGUGGAGGAAUCCACCAGCUGCACUCCUCUGAUCUUUGUGCUGUCUCCUGGAGUGGACCCUACAGGAGCUCUGCUGCAGCUGGCCGAGGCCUCGGGGAUGAGCAAAAGCUUUAAUGCUCUGUCUCUGGGCCAGGGACAGGCGCCCAUCGCCAAGAACCUGAUAGAGGAGGGAGUGAAGAACGGUCACUGGGUGUUCCUUGCCAACUGCCACCUGUGUCUUUCAUGGAUGCCGGAGUUGGACAAGCUAAUAAAGCAGCUGCAGGUGCAGAAACCCCAGCCAAACUUCAGACUGUGGCUCAGUUCUUCACCACACCCUGAGUUUCCCAUCACGAUUCUGCAGGCUGGUAUCAAGAUGACCACCGAGCCACCAAAGGGCGUGAAAGCAAACAUGAAGCACCUGUACCAGCUGGUGACUGAAACUCAGUUCAACUGCUGCACCAGACCUGCGGUCUACAAGAAGCUCCUGUAUUCCCUCUGCUUUUUCCACAGCAUCCUGUUGGAAAGGAAGAAGUUCCGGCAAAUGGGCUGGAACAUCGUCUACAGCUUCAAUGAUUCAGACUUUGAGGUAAGUGAGAAUCUGCUCUGUUUAUACCUGGAUAAAUACGAUGAGAUACCUUGGGAUGCGCUCAAGUACCUCAUCGCUGGUGUCAACUACGGCGGCCACGUCACAGACGAGUGGGACAGACGUCUCCUAACCGCAUACAUCAAUGACUACUUCUGCGAGGCAGCCGUAAAUCAGACCUUCUACAAGUUAUCAAGCUUGCCCACCUACUAUAUUCCCCGCGAUGGUCCCCUGUCAAAGUUCCAGGAACACAUCAACACCCUGCCGCCCACGGAGCACCCGGAGGUGUUCGGACAGCACCCCAAUGCCGACAUCGCCAGCCAGAUCGCAGAGACGCACACGCUGUUUGAUACGCUGCUCUCCUUGCAACCGCAGGACACGGGGGCCAUGACGGCGGGGGCAAAGGCCAGCCGAGAGGAGACGGUUCUGGAGUUGUUGGGAGAUGUUCGUAACAAGAUCCCAUCUCUGAUUGACUGCGAGAGCACCAGGACCCACCUCCAGGACAACCCCUCACCCCUCAACGUGGUCUUACUACAAGAGAUCCAGAGAUAUAACUCUCUGCUGCAAACCAUAAUUUCAUCCCUGGUGGAGCUGGAGAAGGGAAUCAAAGGCUUCGUGGUGAUGUCACCGAGUAUGGAGGAGACCUUCAACUGUAUGCACGACGCCCGAGUGCCCCUGCUGUGGGAGAAGGCGUAUCCGUCUCUGAAGCCCCUCGCCGCGUGGAUGCGGGAUCUCUGCCAACGAGUGGACCAGUUCGCACGCUGGGCAGUGGAUGUCCAGCCUCCCAUCCUGUUCUGGCUGUCUGGCUUCACCUUUCCUAACGGCUUCCUCGCUGCCGUGCUGCAGUCCACCGCACGACAGCAAAGCAUCUCAGUGGACACGCUGUGCUGGGAAUUCAUCGUGUCCACCGUGGAUGAUCGCAACCUGCUCACCCCACCCGAGGAUGGAGUAUAUGUGAGAGGCUUGUACCUGGAGGGGGCCGGUUGGAACAGGAAGAACUCCUGCCUGGUGGAAGCUGAGCCCAUGCAGAUGGUCUGUCCAUUUCCCACCAUCUACUUUAAACCAGUGGAAAACCACAAGAAGAUGUCCAAGAAUAUGUACAUGUGUCCCUGUUACUACUUCCCAGUGCGUGCUGGCAGAGCCGGACGGCCGUCAUUUGUGAUCGGCAUUGAGCUCAGAUCCGGAGAUGUGGCUCCAGACCACUGGAUCAAGAGAGGAACUGCUCUCCUCUUGAGUCUAGACAAUUAAAAGCUCACAUAUUUUUAUUAUUAGCUUUCUUAUUGCUUCUUGUUUUAGUUUUUGUUUAUCAACUGUUUUUGUUUCCAAGCCAUAAAGCAGAAAGAUGUGUUGCAUA